GCAGUGUUGAGUCCGGACCCCUCAGAGCUGCAGAAGGCCAUUGAGGUCCAGCUGCUGCGGAGCGCUGUGGCUGCCAUGACAACGGCCAAUCACGAGCAGGAACAGAAGGCCAUGCCCACCUCUGAUACCCUGGUCCGUUAUCUGAAGCAGACGGGUCGUAUCUCUCUGGGUCCCCUCCGCCUCUCCACCCUCACCCUCUCUGACGGCCUGCCCACCCUCGCCACCCUGCAGCUAUACUGCUGCUCUGCCCUGGAGAACACACUGAGUGGACAGGAGGACUGUCUGAUUCCUCUGUACAGUGAAGCUCUCAGCUCCUGUAAACAGCAGGACGUCCAGCCGUGGCUCCAGGCACUGAGAUACACCAUCUACCAGAGACAGCUACUGCUCAGGCUGAAAGGCUCCUCUGCUCUGCUGGAUGGCCACCUGAUGGAACUAUGUCUGACGGCCGUCAAAUUCGCCCGGAAACAGGGGAACAUCGCCCUGGCAACGCGUCUGCUGGGCCAGUGCAGCGAGGAAGAGGAGGAGGAAGGGGAGGAGGAGGGGUUGAGCCGUGCAUUCAGGAGUCUGUCACUAGCGGGUGCUGUGGGGGAGAAGUGGGGACCUGAAUUACAGAUCGAGAAGGCUAAAGUCCUCUGCACCGCGG
Molecule: messenger RNA, 643 nt
Organism: Oncorhynchus gorbuscha (pink salmon)
Lineage: Eukaryota; Metazoa; Chordata; Actinopteri; Salmoniformes; Salmonidae
Product: serine/threonine-protein kinase SMG1-like
Exons: 4
Source: RefSeq, a predicted model, not a curated record